UAAUAUUGAGCGUUACAAGCGACAAAACAAAAAUCCAACAUGGGGGCAGUGUUUUCGAAUCCCGAAAGGGAGAAGGGCAUGCUCAGCGAGAAUUUAGGGGGAGGGCCCAUGGGACUUGGUGACCCUGAUGAUCUGACCCUGCGCAAAGCUGAGAAAGAAAUUGUCAUCCCCCAGAAGAUGAAAGCCAAGGCCAAGAAGGGGAAAUGUGCUGAACAGGUCAAAGAGUUUGGAAUCUGUGCCAAGGAAGCUGGUCUGCUGCUGCCAUUCAAAUGCAGAAAACAAGCCAAACAAAUGCACAUCUGUCUGUCGGCAGCAUAUGCAGAUCAGGCAUUCAUUGAUGAAUGUACACAGGAGUAUCUGAAGGAGAGGUCGGAGUACCGCAGGACUGGAGUCAAACAGAAAAUGAAGAAGUCAGAGGGUGUCAUGAUUUAAUCCAGUCACUUUGAGAGAAGAUGGAUAACUGUGGAGAAUGAAAUCCACUAUGGUGUGAUGAUUGUGUUUGGAAGUUCAGUAAACUUGUUGAAAGUUGAAAUUAGGAUUUAGUAAGGACGCAUUUAUCAUGGUGGUUUUGAAUCUAAAGGGAGAUAAUGCUUUUUGAAUGGUGAUUCAGUGGUGAUUUUAGGACUGUGUGUGAAUACAGCUGUCUUAACAUUGAUAACCCAUUUAUCAUGUUAAUACUCUUGUUCAGUGAUGAAGGACUGUCGUUACAUUAGAACAUUAUGGAUCCAGUGGUGGAUGGAUCUAAUGAUAUAAACACAAGCAUGAAAUAUAAACAUGUGAUAAACGGCAACUCUUGACUUGUAACAGAAUCAGUGGAGAUAUACCAAAUUACCAUGUAUACAAGUUGUGGAGAAUGAAUGUGUGUGUGUAAGAAGCUGAAACUCUUGUUACUGAUGUAUACAUAAUUCAAAGAUACUAGUUUUGUUGAUAGUGAGCUUAGUGAUAGAGCAAGCUACGAUGCUGUGCACUGAGUUACUUGUAUGUAGAAAAGAGAUAUGUUGAAGGUAUAGCGCAAUGGUGUUGAUGUGGGUGGUUCCUUGUGCUUUCUACAACUUGAAGCUAUUGUCACUCCUUUUGCAGUGAUUAUCGUUCAAGAGAUUGGAAGGGUUUGUUUUGUAAAAGCAUUUAGAAGUGAUUCAUUGUGACUGUUUUGCAAAUGUACCUUCACAAGGAAAUGUAUAUUUGAAAUAAAAUAUCAAAAACCUA
This is a messenger RNA of Haliotis rubra (blacklip abalone), 1206 nucleotides long. RefSeq names its product COX assembly mitochondrial protein homolog. Gene Ontology annotation, cellular component: mitochondrion. The record is from RefSeq and is a predicted model, not a curated record. The transcript is spliced from 4 exons. Bases 40 to 432 code for a protein of 130 amino acids. NCBI's taxonomy places the organism in Eukaryota, Metazoa, Mollusca, Gastropoda, Lepetellida, Haliotidae.